Molecule: messenger RNA, 1480 nt
Organism: Tripterygium wilfordii
Lineage: Eukaryota; Viridiplantae; Streptophyta; Magnoliopsida; Celastrales; Celastraceae
Product: putative F-box protein At1g65770
Exons: 2
Coding region: 148-1359 (403 amino acids)
Source: RefSeq, a predicted model, not a curated record
CAAUCAGUUGUUGCCUUGUUGGGAUAUAAAUAAAACUACUACAAUAAUUCCUAUUUCAGAAAAAGAAGGAAAUUUAUUUUUGAAAAUUUUUAAUCUUAUAAGAAAUUAGGAUCUCCUGCAACAACGACGAACACUUGAUCAACUCCAAUGGCCGUCGAUUGGACCCAGCUACCACCGGAACUCGUUGAGAGAAUCUCCAAAUCAGUCACAAUUCUCCGCGAUUACGUCUGUCUCCGAGCAGUCUGUCGCCCAUGGCGAUCCUCCAUUCCUCCAAACCCCAACCACCUCCGCCUUCAGCUGCCUUGGCUCUUGCUGCCACAAUCUGACCCCAAUCAGUCUCAUCGCCCAUUCUUUGAUCUCUCCACCAAUAAAUUCUACUCCCUUUACCUCCCUGAAAUCUCCCCAACCAUGCGGCAAUGCGGCUCCUCCCAUGGUUGGCUUAUCAUAGUCGAUGAUACCCCCGAUAUAUUCAUCAUCAAGCCGCUCACCCGUGCCAAGAUCAAUUUGCCUUCAUUUCUGACAUCCCCCUCUGUCGUGAGCUUUAAUCAUGCGGAUAUUGAUUCCCAAUACAAACUUUAUCUCACCCUAGACCACGAUUAUGUUUACCCGCAUAGUUCCAGAGAGACGCGAGAUACUUACAUCAAGAAAAUUGUCUUAUCAUCGAGUCCUUCCACAGAUAACAAUUUUACUGCCGUCGCAAUUGUGCGUAUUCAUCUGGGAAGGUUGGCUUAUUACAGAAAUAAUAAAGAUCGGUGCUGGAAAUUGACUGAUGCAGUCAAUUACCUGGAUAUUGUUUGUCAUAACGGGUUAUUCUAUGUCUUGUAUCUGCAAGAAAAACAUGGAGUUGCAGUGUUCAACAUGAGCAAAGGCGAUUUAACUAGAGUUUCCCUGGUUAUCCUUGAAAGGCCAACGAGUAUGGAUUUCAGACUAAGUAUUGAUAUCCGUUUAGUUUGCUCUGGAGAUGAUGUGCUGCUCGUUGUGCAGCAUAUGGAGCGCGAUGUCGAGUAUUUUCCAGAUCCAAGGGAGAAGAGUCUAUGGAAGUCUAAAGUAUUAUGGAUGGAAGUUUUCAGAUUUGGUUGGAGAAGGCGGAGGUUGGAGAGAGUGAGAGAUUUGGGUGACAGAGCUUUGUUUGUAGGGCAAAACAAUGGGUUUUCAUUGCUGGCUUCAGAUUGUGCAGGAUGUAUGAAGAACUGCAUAUACUUCACAGACUAUACUAAUGAAGGAGAACAAUAUAGAGACCUUUUUGGGGACUAUGAGGUUGGAAUUUUCCGGUUAUGUGACAAAAGCAUUGAAUAUUUGCCUCGCUGUGGACGUCAUUUGUGGCCUCCGCCGAUCUGGGUUACUCCCAAUCCAUGCUAAGUUGCAGAUAUACAAACAAAUAAGAAUUCCAGGAGACCAAGUCCUUCACAGGCAAUUCAUCAAGCAACUGAUUUGCAUCCACAACACAACCCAUUUCCAGUUCCGUACUUGUCUUGGCCAG